Messenger RNA from Closterium sp. NIES-67, 2391 nucleotides. The record is from the annotation of a GenBank genome assembly. Lineage: Eukaryota; Viridiplantae; Streptophyta; Zygnematophyceae; Desmidiales; Closteriaceae.
GGACCCCCAAGUAACGCGAUUGGAAAGUAGACUCUGGAUCGCGAAAGCCUGCCGCAUGUCCCGCUGAAGCAUCGCGAUGCAGAAGGGGAGGAGGCUCCUCGCCGAGAGAUGGCCUCCCUCAACGAUGCGGGAAGGAAGGAGGCCGUCUCUCGGCGUGGCUCGGCCUUGCUGGAAGGCGCGACCUCCUGCUUUUAUGAGACCCAGUCGCUCAGCGUCUCAGCAUCGAGAACCAGAGUAGAUGUUUGCAGCCACACCGCUAUUACCUGUACGAGCCCUGCGUCUACGAGCAGUUUCUUGCAACCACACCGCCACUAGUAUCUGUACGAUCCCCGCCUUGUACAUCCACCGCUUCUAGUGACUAGCCACACCACUACCUCCGCUAGUCGCGCCUGCCAGCGCCUGCCAGCAUCGUGCCGCCACGCCGUGCAUUCAGCCGUCUGUUGUCUUGGAGUGCUACCGCGACGUGCCAGUGGGCGUCGACGCAAGUGGGAUUCCACGUCGCGCCGAGUCAGUCACGCGUGGCACGUGAAGAAGCAGUUAGCGACGGCGAUAAGCGCUCUUCCCAGACGCGGCCACGCUUCCCUACGCGCUGCUUUGCCGCGCUGCUUUACUGCGCCACUCGUCGACUCUUCACUCUACAGCGGCGCUCUCUCAAACUCUCAACCUCUCGAAAGCAGCUCGCCAGCAGCGCCAGCUCUUCCGCAGAAGAUCUUCAGCGACGCCGGCGCUGCGCCGUCGCGAGCACCAUGAUCCACCGCGUGCGCGCCGCCUCUCCGAGUCGUGCCGCGCUGCUCCAACUUGUAGCCCUCGCCGUCAUUUGCGCGUGCGACUUGUGCGUGGCCGGCACGGGCGAUGAGGUGCCGGCCACGGCGGUGAGCGUGGCGACGCGGCUGGCGGCGGAUUUCGACUUCGACUUCCGCGCCGCCCGCUGCCUCAACGUGCCGCGCGAGGUGGCGAGCGCUGGCUCGGAUGUGCGCGUGAGGUGGAGCCUGGGGAAGGCCGCGACCGCGGGCGCAGGCGCAGGCGCGGGCGCGGGUGCGGGUGGCGGUGGUGCCACGUGCCGACAGCUGACGUUCUUCGGCAGCCGCGACUGCGAGGGCGACCUGGUGGCACGGCUCGCACGGCCCAGCAGCGCCGCCGUGCGCAAGAGCAGCAGCACCGCCAUCAAGAAGAAGAUCAAAGAGUGGGCUACUGUGGCUUCCGUUCAGUGCGAUAUUGACAGCAUCUGCCAGUUCACCACGUGCCCGGGCAACUCCACUUGCAUCCCAACGACUGACAGCAGGAGCGUCUCCUGUGCAUGUGAUCUGGGCUUUGCUGCCAAAGAUGGUACUUGCCAAGAUAAAUGUGUCGGCGUGCAGUGUGGCGUCGGCUCUAAGUGCGGCAAGGACGCAGAGGGUGCUCCCACGUGCGUGUGCACUGCGGGGUUCAAGAUGCUCCCCGACGGCACGUGUGAAGAUGUUGCCUGUGCUGGGGUGGAUUGCCCUGCUGACAAGGCCUGUGUGAAUGUGGAUGGCGUUGCCACCUGCAAAUGGGCCUCGCCGUGUGGCAUCUGCCCCACUGGAGCCACAUGCAAAACCACGCCUGCUCUCGCCAAUGCGUCCAUCGCCGUGCCGUACUGCGCGUGCCCUGAGGGCGCUGGGAUGACUGCGGAGGCCUGCAUUGAGGGCGCGGCGUCCACCGUAUCCUCCAUCAGCGUGACGUACAUCCAGAACCACCACGCCACGGGCGACGCAUCCCGGCCGCACACGUUCCGCAUCAACCUCACCACGUGCACGCAGUUCCCCCCGGAAGUAGCGGCCAACUUCACGGCGCAGUACGGCGUGUACAACAUCCCCGGCGGCACUCGCUGCCAGUCCAUGUCGAGCUUCCUCACCGACGGCUGCGCUGGGCCUGCUGCCAGGACCGUCUUCGUGCCGCCCACACCCUACUAUGCGAUUGCCAAGGAGGAUGCGGAAUUUCUUAAAGUCCGUUCAGUAAUGUGCCAACCGGCAGCAGCGUGAACGUGGCUCGUCACUUCAGAGGGCGCAAGCGAAGGCUAUUGGGUGCUGCCUUGUACCGGUACCAACCCUGAAGCAUCUGCGUUAGAAUGGAGUACGACCAUCGAGUCAAACCCUGCUACAGUACCACUGACGGUUGACACAGGUUGACGACAUCUCGAAGAGGUUACGAAAGGGCAACAGUCACAGACCGUUGACCAUGCAACCCAACAGUCAGAAUUGCAAGAGUCAAGUCAGCGCGACAGCAAGGACAAAAAAAUGUCUUGAUAUUACAGUACGGGUGGUUACCCGAGUCGCCUUAUCCAGUCGUUAAAGGGAAUGUACACCUCGAAAUGCACAAACAGUUUGACUCUUCAUAUUCUCUUGUAUUAUUAUAUAAACCUUGUAUCCCUUU